This is a messenger RNA of Polypterus senegalus (gray bichir), 1661 nucleotides long. RefSeq names its product copine-3-like. Gene Ontology annotation, biological process: ERBB2 signaling pathway; cellular response to calcium ion. The record is from RefSeq and is a predicted model, not a curated record. Gene Ontology annotation, molecular function: calcium-dependent phospholipid binding; receptor tyrosine kinase binding. Gene Ontology annotation, cellular component: plasma membrane. NCBI's taxonomy places the organism in Eukaryota, Metazoa, Chordata, Cladistia, Polypteriformes, Polypteridae. The coding region runs from base 66 to 1241 and encodes 391 amino acids. The transcript is spliced from 12 exons.
UAAUUUUUUUCCCCCCCUAGAUUUCUGCUGAAGAGGUAAAGGACAACCGUGUAGUCAAAUUUGAGAUGGAGGCCAGAAAACUUGAUAACAAGGAUUUCUUUGGUAAAUCUGACCCAUUCCUGGAGUUCUACAAGCAAACAGAAACCGGAUGGCAGUUGGCACAUAGAACAGAGGUCAUCAAAAACAAUUUAAACCCUGUGUGGAGGCCAUUUAAAAUAAAUUUGCAGUCUCUGUGCGGUGGUGACAUGGAGAAACCAAUCAAGGUGGAGUGUUAUGACUAUGACAAUGAUGGCUCACAUGAUUUAAUUGGCAUCUUCGAAACGAAAAUGAAGGAGCUUCAACAAGCAUCGCGCACUUCACCUGUCGAGUUUGACUGUGUUAAUCCAAAGAAGAAGCAGAAGAAAAAAAAUUACAAGAACUCUGGAGUAGUAAGCGUAAAAUUUUGUCAGGUAGAGAGAGAAUACUCAUUCUUGGACUACAUCAUGGGUGGCUGCCAGAUGAAUUUUACAGUUGGUAUUGAUUUUACUGGAUCCAAUGGAGACCCCCGCUCUCCAGAAUCUCUCCACUACAUUAAUCCUCAAGGAGUUAAUGAAUACCUUAUGGCCAUUUGGUCUGUUGGAGUUGUUAUCCAAGAUUAUGAUAGUGACAAAAUGUUUCCAGCACUAGGAUUUGGAGCGCAGGUUCCACCAGAUUGGCGGGUUUCACAUGAAUUUGCCAUAAACUUCAAUCCUUCCAACCCUUACUGUGCUGGUAUACAAGGAAUAGUGGAUGCCUACCGAAGCUGCCUUCCUCAAGUCAAACUGUAUGGGCCCACCAAUUUCUCUCCAAUUAUAAACCACGUUGCCAGGUUUGCUGCACAGGCUGCUCAGCAGAAAAACGCAUCUCAAUAUUUCGUCCUGCUGAUCAUCACAGAUGGAGUAAUUACAGAUUUGGAUGAAACCCGAGCAGCAAUUGUAAAUGCUUCAAGGCUUCCAAUGUCCAUCAUAAUUGUGGGAGUUGGUGGAGCCGACUUCAGUGCUAUGGAGUUCCUGGAUGGAGAUGAUGGAUGUUUAAGAUCACCAACGGGUACACCAGCUGUCCGGGACAUUGUACAGUUUGUGCCUUUUCGUAAAUUUCAAAACGCCCCAAAAGAAGCCCUGGCUCAGUGUGUCCUGGCCGAAGUCCCUUCUCAAGUGACAACGUUCUUCAACUCCUUUAAUAUUCCGCCACCCAACAGCACGACUCCUCCUGCGAGUUCAUGAGACACUGGAAUGCAGAUGAAGAAGAAGUCAUUUGCAGCCCCUUUGUGACGGACAACUGGUCACUUUUUGGUGCUGUAAAUUGAUAAUUGAUAGGUUUGUUUAUGUUAUUGUGCCAAAUAUUUGCUUUUUUUAGGUAUUUUCGUAAUGGAAAUUCACUGGAAGCCCCACUAUUUACUCCCACAGCAUGUGCGUUUAGUCAAUGAUCAUUCAUUUCAUUUUCUUUCUCAUUGACAAAAGUUGUACAAUCUCUGACUGUUGCAUCAUUCAGAAAAUGAACUUAUUGGCAUAUCUUACUAUAUGCGACUGCACAAAAUUAUCAAUACAUGUCUUAUUAUUAAAUGGAACUAGUUAAAUGGGAUUCCUGUGUUGGAUGUUUUUAUUUGCAUAAUGAGAUGGCAAUAAAGUGAUUUUAGAAGGGAA